Molecule: messenger RNA, 825 nt
Organism: Paraglomus occultum
Lineage: Eukaryota; Fungi; Glomeromycota; Glomeromycetes; Paraglomerales; Paraglomeraceae
Source: the annotation of a GenBank genome assembly
AUGGUCGGGUGCAGUGUACGGAUAGAAGAUGUUGUGUCUUUUUAUACUGUCGUAACGAGUCAAUCGGCUCAUAAAAGGCAACGAGCUUUGUUACACGAUAACGCCAAGGCACCGCUGCCCAUAUCAAUAGAUCUCUUCUUUGUGUGUAGCAAUCUGCAGGACUGGUACCAGGCAAUUGCGUUCUUCAGGGGUAACGAGGAUAGAUUUGAGCUCGCACAAUUUCAUGUUGGCUAUGUUCACGAAGUUCGACAUUCCAAUGUUGAGGCGUUCAGCGACGCUAAACUUGACCUAUCCAUUAUCAGACUGGACAAAUUACGCGAACGAAGAUUCGGUAUCUCUGACACUUUGCGCAUAAUUAUUAUCUAUGACGAUCACCUGACGAGGAGAAUGCUUCGUGGUCUUGCAAAUGGUCCCGUUAGACAUAUGAUAGGCUAUGCUAUCAGUAUUGAUUUCGACAAGCGCGCCUCGGGAGUUGAACAACACGAUUCCAAACUACACGCGUACAUAUACCGUCGGCCGCUUGCCCCAUCCAAAACCUCUGAAGACGAACACGGUGUUAGAUACCUUCAUAAUAUGACGCGUCCGCUCUUCCUUGGCGUAAAAGACUACGAAGUGAAGUUCAACCAGACCGUCAGAGGCACACCGGUCGAUAAUAAAACGUUAAACACAUUCUCUACAACGAACUAUCCACCGUCAGUGGAAUGCAUCGUGGUCAGUGCAAAUGGAAACUCCCGAGGUAAAAGACUUUUCGCUAAGGCGCCUCGGGAGUUGAACAACUGGGAAUUUGUAAAGUCAUAUGAACAUUUGAUGGGAACUAUGAUGUGA